UUGUCCGUGUUUUCUUGAUUUGCCAUCGUGUCAUUGGCUAUGGCUGUUUGUAGGACUUCCACUCAGAAGGAAGAUUGACACGAUGUGCCCCCAUUGUGAUGAAUUCUCUCAUGGUGGCUGCAGAAAAGCUGGACCAAUCAUUCAGGAAAAGAAGAACAAUGAUGGCUCGCAUUGCUUAAAUUGCCCAAGGGCUGUUUCCCAGAUAUCAACUGUUAGUACGAUGCCUGAAGGUUCGAAUUCUAUUGUAGUAUAUAGGAGAAAGAAACUGCGAGGCAAUUCUGAUUCCAGGUUGUCUGCUAAUGGAACAGAUUGUAUUUCUUUUAUUAGUUGUGAUGGUGAUUUGGGAGAAGAAAACGAGCAAGCUGCAGCCUCUCAACAUGUCCAGGAGAGUGAUAUUGUUGGAAAUAUUGUCCCUCUUCCUCCUGUUUACGAUGGAAAAACUCAUGUUUCAGAACUGGAAUCUGUCAAUGGAUGUACCAUUGGGGAAGGACAUGGUUCUGACGAAACACUUAAUAAUAACCUGCAGAAAAAUUUGGAGGUUGACAGCAUUAAUGAUAGCUGCUCAUCAUCAAAGUCAAAUAUGGAACUUGUUUCAACUUCCUUGAAGGUUGAAGUGGAUGACACAGGCGAGUGCUCCUCUUCUAGUAUUCAAGUUAUGGAGGAUAUGAUCGAGGAUAUAUCAGGAAGAGAUCUAUGCAUCUCUAUCCUUAGAAGCAAUGGGCUCUUGUCGUGUAUGGCUCAUGCUCCUAAGGAAGAAAGUAAUUUUCAAAGCGACAGUAAUUGUUUUCGGUCGUGUAAAAUUUGUGGCUCUUCAGAAUCGGUCUUGAAGAUGUUAAUUUGUGAUCAUUGUGAAGAUGCAUUUCACAUCUCUUGUUGCAAUCAUCGGAUGAAGAAAGUGUCAAAUGAUGAGUGGUAUUGCAAUUCAUGUUUGAAGAAGAAACAUAAAAUGUUGAAGGAAACAAUUACGAAUAAAUUGGCAAACAUUUCGAGUAGAAGUGGAUCCUCCAAGGGUGAAUCAAAUUCUAUAGCGUUAAUGUUAAAGGACACGGAACCAUAUACAACUGGUGUUCGGAUUGGCAAAGGUUUCCAAGCAGAAGUUCCGGAUUGGUCUGGCCCAAUUAACGAUGAUACUGAUGCCAUUGGUGAACCACUGGAGGUGGAUCCUUCAGAAUCUUUUCAAAUGCAUGAGCAGAGUACCAAUAAGCCCUGUAGAUUGAGCGCUAUUGGAAAUUGGCUUCAAUGUCAACAAGUCAUCAAUGGAAUCAUAUGUGGCAAGUGGCGCAGGGCUCCACUUUUUGAAGUCCAAACUGAUGACUGGGAGUGCUUCUGCUCUAUCCUAUGGGAUCCAACACAUGCUGAUUGUGCUGUACCUCAGGAAUUGGAAACAGACCAAGUUUUAAAGCAGUUGAAGUACAUUGAGAUGUUGAGGCCUCGGUUAGCUUCCAAAAGACGGAAAAUUGGAUGAGAUCAAGAGCAGAUGUGAUAUGCAGAACCUUACAGAGGAUACAGAACACGAAACUUGAUAUGGUGAGAACUGCUUGAUAGUAUUCAAGUGUCCGUAACUCCAUAUCUCUUACAAAAAUCAAGUCAUUCAGAUUAAAUUUGAGUCCCAUUCUCUACUUUUUUGAAGCAUUGUAAUAGUAAUAUCUAAUAUGUUGCGAAUGAAGGACUAAAUAUGGUGUGUGAGCCAUUUACCGUCUUCUUCUGCUGGCUCUUUUGUCUAUUUUGUCCCUUUGAGAAGAUCACUUAAGAGAAAAGUGGGUAAAUGGAAAUUGCUUUUUGUUGGUGAGGAGUAGAGAAAUGGAAUUGGAAUAGUUCAAGAUCUUUUACA
This is a messenger RNA of Momordica charantia (bitter melon), 1831 nucleotides long. The record is from RefSeq and is a predicted model, not a curated record. Lineage: Eukaryota; Viridiplantae; Streptophyta; Magnoliopsida; Cucurbitales; Cucurbitaceae.